CAGUUUCAACUACAACUUCAACUUCCAUUAGCAGAGUUGGCACUUUCCAUAAUGGAAUUGUAGGGAGGUCCAGCCAUUCAAUUGGUUAUUAGGUCAGCUCGGAUCUGCCAAAUCCAACCAAAAUUCUUACCCACGGACCAGAAUCUGGGUCAGGCUCAAAUCCACAUCGGAUUCGCAACGUCAUGUGUCGUACUGCACGAUUCUUAAUAGUAUCCAGCGGCCAAACACGGAACAACCCCCAAACGCAACCAAAUCCAUCACUCUUCUUCCUCCACUGUAAUGCCGUUUCCGCCGCCGCCGGGAUGGUGGAUCGGAAUCCUCCUCCUCCUACUCCUCUCGCCGCCAGCUCUGGCCGGGGCUACUACUGAUGAGUCAUGUCUCUCCGGCCUCUGGCGGUCCCUGGUGGACCCCAACGGCAGCCUCCGCAACUGGACCAAGGCCAACUUCGCGGCCCCCUGCAACGGCUUCACCUCCUACCUCACCGGCGUCACCUGCAACAGCGGGCGCGUCUACAAGCUCGCUCUCUCAGGCCUCUCCCUCGGCGGCUCCAUCUCUCCUUUCGUCGCCAACUGCUCCAACCUCCAGUCCCUCGAUCUCUCCUCCAACCAGAUCGCCGGAGGCAUCCCCCCGGAGAUCUCCGCCCUACUCAACCUCGCCGUUCUCAACCUUUCCGCUAACCGCCUCGCUGGGACCAUCCCCCCGCAGCUCGCCCUCUGCGCCUACCUCAAUGUCAUCGACCUCCACGCCAACCUCCUCUGCGGGCGGAUCCCCGAUCAGCUCGGCUUCCUCGCCCGCCUCUCCUCCUUCGACGUCUCCUACAACCGCCUCGAAGGUCCCAUCCCCGUGCUGCUCGCCAAUCGCUCCGGCGUAGAAGCGGCGCUGCCACGGUUUAAUGCCAGCUCCUUCAUCGGAAAUCCCAACCUGUACGGGUACCCUCUGCCCCCGACGAGGGAGAGGGGGCUUUCAGUGCUCUCUAUCGUCGGCAUUGGAUUCGGCAGCGGCCUCUUCAGUCUCGCCCUCAGCUUCACAGCCGUUUGCAUCUGGCUUCGGGUCACCGAGCGGGCCGCCAUGAUGGCUGCCGACGAGGGAAAGAUCUCCCAUCUGAUGCCGGAAUAUUGACUAAUUCGCCUUCACUCCCACCAAAUCUACCACGAAUAGCCUCAAAAUCUCAUCUUGGAAACACCAUAUGAUUCUUCCUUCCCAGAGUAAAGCACCCUGUGCAACACUCUUUCAUUUUAGAUCUCCUUCCAUUUUUUAUCUUUCUUAACACAUCCUUUGUGAUUUUCCCCCUGCUUUUGUACCCAAACAAACAAACAAACUUUUGAAGCCUGAUAAUCAAAUGUAUACAUCCAACAUUACAAAUGAUAUAAUUCACUCAGUUCAGCUA
Messenger RNA from Zingiber officinale, 1387 nucleotides. RefSeq names its product receptor-like protein 44. Lineage: Eukaryota; Viridiplantae; Streptophyta; Magnoliopsida; Zingiberales; Zingiberaceae. Gene Ontology annotation, cellular component: plasma membrane. Bases 280 to 1119 code for a protein of 279 amino acids. Gene Ontology annotation, molecular function: protein binding. The transcript has a single exon. The record is from RefSeq and is a predicted model, not a curated record.